This is a messenger RNA of Cavia porcellus (domestic guinea pig), 3349 nucleotides long. RefSeq names its product BRF1 RNA polymerase III transcription initiation factor subunit (gene Brf1). Gene Ontology annotation, biological process: DNA-templated transcription initiation; transcription by RNA polymerase III; transcription preinitiation complex assembly. The coding region runs from base 362 to 2395 and encodes 677 amino acids. The transcript has 18 exons. NCBI's taxonomy places the organism in Eukaryota, Metazoa, Chordata, Mammalia, Rodentia, Caviidae. Gene Ontology annotation, molecular function: RNA polymerase III type 3 promoter sequence-specific DNA binding; TBP-class protein binding; RNA polymerase III general transcription initiation factor activity. Gene Ontology annotation, cellular component: nucleus; transcription factor TFIIIB complex; transcription preinitiation complex. The record is from RefSeq and is a predicted model, not a curated record.
GGCCCCGCCCCCCGCGCCUUCGGCUUGGGUAGUGCUGCUACUGGCCUCGCCGCCUCGCUGGCCUUCUUGCUCGUUGGUUGAGGUCCGGCAGCCACGCCAACUCUGGAGGUCGCCAGUUCGAGUCUCUGCGUCCGCGUCGCGCCGCUGCUGCGGUGCCCAUCCCGGCCCUUUAGGUGUGACCUGUGGUGAGCGGGGAGGCUCAAGCAUUCGUGGCGAAUCUGCCACGGCGAAUCUGUGAGCGCGGCGCCGACGGCCUCGCGAGAGUGCGUACGGACGGACCAACGGGCGGACGCAGCGGGGCGAGCCUAAGGCCGGGAGCGAUAGCCGGACAUCAGGGGACCGGGCCGGCGGCUGCCUCGCCAUGACGGGUCGCGUGUGCCGCGCUUGCGGCAGCACCGACAUCGAGCUGGACGCAGCGCGCGGCGACGCGGUGUGCACGGCCUGUGGCUCGGUGCUGGAGGACAACAUCAUCGUGUCCGAGGUGCAGUUCGUGGAGAACAGCGGCGGCGGCUCGUCCGCCGUGGGCCAGUUCGUGUCGCUGGACGGUCCUGGCAAGACUCCAACCCUGGGUGGUGGCUUCCAUGUGAACCUAGGAAAAGAGUCAAGAGCGCAGACCCUGCAGAAUGGGAGGCGCCACAUCCAUCACCUGGGGAGCCAGCUGCAGCUGAACCAGCAUUGCCUGGACACUGCCUUCAUCUUCUUCAAGAUGGCGGUCAACAAGAGCCUGACCCGGGGGCGCAAGAUGACCCACGUGAUCGCCGCCUGUCUUUACCUAGUGUGCCGCACAGAAGGCACACCACACAUGCUCCUUGACCUCAGCGACCUGCUUCAGGUGAACGUGUAUGUGUUGGGGAAGACAUUUCUGCUCUUAGCAAGGGAGCUCUGCAUCAAUGCUCCAGCUAUAGAUCCGUGCCUCUACAUCCCACGCUUUGCCCAUCUACUGGAGUUUGGCGAGAAGAACCACGAGGUGUCUAUGACAGCCCUGAGGCUGCUGCAGUGUAUGAAGAGAGACUGGAUGCACACAGGCCGUCGGCCCUCAGGCCUCUGUGGAGCAGCCCUUCUGGUUGCCGCCAGGAUGCAUGAUUUCCGGAGAACUGUCAAAGAAGUCAUCAGCGUGGUCAAAGUGUGUGAGUCCACACUGCGGAAGAGACUCACAGAAUUUGAAGACACCCCCACCAGCCAGCUAACCAUUGACGAGUUCAUGAAGAUCGACCUGGAGGGGGAGUGCGACCCCCCAUCAUACACAGCUGGACAGAGGAAACUUCGGAUGAAGCAGCUUGAACAGGUCCUGUCAAAACAGCUGGAGGAAGUUGAAGGUGAAAUAUCCAGUUACCAAGAUGCUAUUGAGAUUGAACUGGAGAAUAGCCGACCAAAGGCCAGGGGUGCCCUUGCCAACUUGUCAAAAGAUGGCUCGGUUGAGGACACUACAUCCAGCAUCUUUGGCGAGGAGGAUGCCGAGGACGAGGAACUGGAGGCAGCUGCCAGCCACAUGAACAAGGACUUUUACCGGGAGCUUCUGGGUGGAGGCAGUGGCAGCUCGGAUGCAGUAGAGAUCCCUGAGGAGGGUGGCCAUCCCUUGGCCCUGGAGUCCCUGCUUGGCCCCCUGCCCACAGCAGCCAGCUUGGGCAUCUCAGACUCCAUCCGUGAAUGUAUCUCAUCCCCAAACAGAGACCCUAAAGACGCCUCGGGGGAUGGUGAGCUGGAUCUCAGUGGCAUUGAUGACCUAGAAAUCGACAGAUACAUCCUGAACGAGGCAGAAGCCCGGGUGAAGGCAGAGCUGUGGAUGCGGGAGAACGCCGAGUACCUGCGAGAACAGAGAGAGAAGGAAGCGAGAAUAGCCAAGGAGAAGGAGUUGGGCAUCUACAAGGAGCACAAGCCCAAAAAGUCUUGCAAGCGUCGUGAGCCCAUCCAGGCCAGCACUGCCAGGGAGGCCAUCGAGAAGAUGCUGGAGCAGAAGAAAAUCUCCAGCAAGAUCAACUACAGCGUGCUUCGCGACCUCAACAGCAAGGGCUUGGAUAGCCCCCAGAGGGACGACAUACGGCCCACCGAGAAGGGCAGUGCCAAGAAGCUGUCAUGGAGGAGAGUGGUGGCCUGCAGGAGCGGGGCCGACCCUGGGACCAGUGUGGGGAAGAGGUUGAGGCCUCUGGUGUCUACACUGCCAGCUAAAAAAGCAGCCUUGGGAGAGGCUGCAUUUCUGAACUCCCCUGCCCUGGGACCUGAACUGGCCAGGCCAGCAGCAGUGCUGGUAGAGAGCGGCCCAGUGUCCUACCAGUCUGAGGAGGUAGCUGAUGAAGACGACGCAGAUGAGGAUGAUGGAGAACCCUGCAUUAGUGCCUUGAAGAUGUUGGGCAACAAUGCUUACGGCUGUGACGGCGAUGAUGAUGACGGCUUCUGAGUGUGACCUCAAGACCAGCAGCGUCCUGACUGGACCCUGAGCACAUCUCAUUGGGGUUGGCCAGGCCCCCAGGUGUGGAUACCAAGACUCGGGGCCACCUAGCACUUCCUGAUUGCUUGGAAGCCCUCGUCCCACAGCCUCAUAUGGCCUCCGUGGCACUUAACCAUGGGACCAUGUUUGAGCAACAUAAGAAGCAUUUCUGGCUGGCAGGAGAAGCUGGACCAGCCUUGUGUCUGAUAGGACAUGGCCAGGGAGUGCCUAAGGCCUGGUUUCUACCAUGUGGCCCAGCUGGAGAACUCUUAAGAGGUGGACACUGUCAUGUCCCCAUUGUGAGCAAACAGACGGGAGCACCUGGCCCAGCUUGCCAGCCCUGUGCUCCAGGACUCCGCUCUUGUCCCAAAACCUGAGUGGCCUGGCCGUGUGCAGAGUACACAGGGGUAGCCAGCUGCUCCUACACUCGAUCUCCACAUGAGUCCAGAGCUGAUCAGCCUUGAGCCUUCCUCCAAGUGGCAUGAGCUCCCCAUACCUCUGAAGCCCCAUUGUUGCUAGGCACCAUGGGAGCAGCACAGAAUAUGGGGUCUGCACCUGGUACUGGCCCUGCCCUAUGACCUGGAGCCACCUCUGUGCAGCAGGGGCAGGACCAGGUCGCAGGCCAUCCUGGUACUUGGGCCUCUUCACCUGCAGGGCUCUGAGCCCUGCCUCCCUGACUGUGGCCCAGGGUGGGGAGAGCAGGGCUUCUUCCUGGGCAAGACACUAGCCUCCUGGUGGGCCGACUGGUGUCCUGUGCUGCUCUGCCUUUGGGGUCAGACCCCAACGCAUGCAGAGACAGCAUGUUGGGGCCUGAAAUCCCCAGACUGCUUUCUGCCUCCUGCCUAUACCUGCAGCCAGCCUAGGCCAGAGCUGCUGCUGCACACCAAGUGAACUAAUGCAGAAAGACCUGUACCUGAGCAGAAA